AUGGGACCUACAACGUUCGAGCAGAAGCUGGCGCAUCUAAAGCGUGAAGCGGAGCACUAUGCCGACUAUUUGAGUGACGAAGAAGCAGAGGAUGAAGUGACAAUUAAAGCCAAUGAGGAAGAGGAUUUCUGCAACGACUUCAGUAUGGCCGUCGUAGUGGGCGGGUUACCCGUUGUUGACGAAUCUAAGCAUGGCAAGCUGCUGAAUGUAGUGAAGAAGAUUUUUGGACAAGUGGGUGCUGUGGUGGACAUUCACAUGCCCUUUGAUGAUAGCGGCAAAACCACUGGUUUUGCUUUCGUUGAGUACGAGCAGGAGGCGCACGCGAAAGACGCCGUGCGCACGAUCAACAACUUUGCGCUAGACAAACGCCAUACGAUGAUCGUAAACAAGUACGAGGACAUUGAACGGUAUGAGAAGACAACUACCGAGUUUGUGGCUCCUAAUGUGGAGAAAUUGGUAGAGCCCAAGAAUCUGCAGACGUGGCUCAUGGAUCCUGCACGUCGUGACAUGUUCGUGCUGCGUCACGGCUCAGAGACAGAAAUCUUUUGGAGUGAUAAAGGUGAGAUUGAAUUCGUUUAUGCUGGAGACCGUGAAAAAACAAACGGCAAACAGUGGUGUUCGCAGUACGUGCUGUGGUCCCCUCAGGGCACAUACCUGGCCACAUUCCAUCCGCAGGGUAUUGCUCUUUGGGGUGGUGACAAGUACGAGAAGGUUGGACGAUUUGCCCACAAGAACGUCACACGCGCUGUUUUCUCGCCUCAUGAAAACUACCUGAUUACAGUGAGCGAGACCGAGCAGGACUCGGCGAUCAUUAUCUGGGACGUUAAGACCAGCAAGAUGCUGCGUGCAUUCCCUGCUGGCAAGCCUACCGGUGCUAAGAACGAAGUGGUGCAGGGCCUCAUGACCCCAUUUAAGUGGAGCGCUGGCGACAAGUACGUGGCUCGCCGUGGCAAUGAUGUCAUCAGUAUCUACGAGCUGCCGUCCAUGAAGCUCCUCGAGAAAAAGUCACUGCGUGCCGAGGGUGUCCACGACUUUUUCUGGUCGCCAACUGACCUGAUACUGGCCUACUGGGCGCCGGAGGGAAACAAUGUGCCCGCCCGUGUGUCUCUAGUGGAGCUACCAUCCCGUCGCGAAGUGCGCCAGAAAAACUUGUUCAACGUCAGCGACUGCAAGCUGCACUGGCACCCGAAUGGCACGUUUUUGUGCGUCAAGGUUACUCGCCACUCCAAGUCGAAAAAGACUAUGUUCACGAACUUUGAGUUGUUCCGUUUGCAAGAGCAGCUGGUGCCCGUUGAGAUGCUGGAGAUCAAAGACAACAUCGUUGCGUUCGCGUGGGAGCCCAAGGGUACGCGUUUUGCCACUGUGCACGGCGAAGGCCAGCAACGCCUUAGCGUAUCGUUCUACGAUAUGGACGGUGAAAACAAGUCGACAAAGGAGGUGACGCUACUAUACACGCUUAAGGACAAGGCCUGCAGCCACCUUUAUUGGUCGCCGCUCGGAAACAACAUCGUGCUGGCUGGUCUUGGCGAGAUUAACGGCCAACUCGAAUUCUGGGACGCCACUGAACAGCAGAGCAUCACGGUGCAGGAACACUUCAAAUGCACGCACGUUGAGUGGGAUCCAUCUGGACGUGUAGUGGCGACGGCCGUGUGUCAGCCGCUGGACAACUCGUACUACAAGUUUACUAUGGACAAUGGCUACACGCUGUGGACGUUCCAGGGCAAGCAGCUCUUGGAGGAGAAAAAGGAAUCGUUCUAUCAAUUUCUGUGGCGUCCGCGCCCGCGCACGUUGCUAUCGGAUGCGGAGUACAAAAAGGUAGUGAAGAAUCUCAAGAAGUACGAGAAGCGGUUCGACCAGAUGGACCGCCUCAAGGAGCGCGAGCGCCAGGCCGCUAAAAAUGCGGAACGUAACCGCAAGGUGCAGGAGUUCCAGGAGCUGCUGCAGAGGCUCUUGGCCGCAGCCGCGGUACGCCGUGGCGAGUACAUUGCGCUGCUUGACGGCUACGACAGCGAGGACGAGAACGAGUACAUUGUGCAGAGUCACACGUACGAUGACGUGCUUGAGAGUAAGGAGGAAAUCAUGCGCAAGUAG
Messenger RNA from Peronospora farinosa, 2091 nucleotides. The record is from the annotation of a GenBank genome assembly. NCBI's taxonomy places the organism in Eukaryota, Oomycota, Peronosporomycetes, Peronosporales, Peronosporaceae.